Peronospora belbahrii is the source of this 1368-nucleotide messenger RNA. The record is from the annotation of a GenBank genome assembly. NCBI's taxonomy places the organism in Eukaryota, Oomycota, Peronosporomycetes, Peronosporales, Peronosporaceae.
AUGAUUGAGAAAGCGUCAAAGUGCGAUAAUGUGCAGGAAAUAGCGUACAAUCUUCAGCGUCUCGAUGUUCAUGGACAGACAUUUGCCAAUUCUGUACAAAUACCGCCUCGAUUACCUAAAAUUGUGGAUUCACUGGUAGAAUACCACGCUAAUAUCGGUUGCUACCAUUGUUAUCUCUUUUUAGAUAGUCACAAAGAUGGCUACAUACAGCACAUGAACGUCUUUAAUGUUGAACGAGUUGGUGUGCAAGUACAUUUUCCAUACGUAGAGCUCAUGUACAGAAACAGCAAUGAGAAAGAGAGUUUAAAAAGUCUGUGGUGCAUCGAGAUCGAGCGAAACGUGGAUGUUACUCAUUGUAUAGUUGAAGAUAAGAGAGAUCAUUGGUACUUGAGACUUCCGAUCCGACCAAGUGACAAGCAACCGCUCGGUGGAUUCUCGUCGUUCACGCAGGUAUCUCCAGUUGAGCUACGACCACAGAGUUACGCGUCAGUGUGUUGUAGAGAGUGCAAUGCGCAGUUGCUUGGUGAUGAAGGACACGCUGUGAUUGAGAAAGUAUUGCCGCUACCGUCUGCAAAUUGGAUGGAUAUGUUUGACUUUUGGGGAGCUGGUAUUGGAGCUUUUGAACACAUUCCACGUGAGCAUAUUCACGCACAGCUACAUCGAGUUCUUGUAGGCGAGUCGUAUAUACUAUUGCACGCUAGUGACUUAGUGGCUAAAGCGGUUGUGAUAGAUUGUGGGGACGAGGCGGCUAUUGCAUUAGGAGAAGAUGCGAAGGAAGAGCACGAAUGGAUACCGUUGACUUGCGUUGCCUGCUCAGAGCAUGUUGGUUCGCGUAGCGUGGAGCACCCAGACACAGUUCGUCUGCAAAAGCACCGCAUAAGUGCUCACCAAAUGCUUGAAGAUGGAGCGGAAGAUGGUCCCGUUGAGAAAGGCCAGGAGAGGACGAAUGUUUUCGACAACUACACUAUCGACAGCAUACUUGGCGCCAAGCUGCUGGAAGUGGCAGACUCAGAUGGUAUUUUUCGAUUUAUAUUGACAUCGUCGGGCAAUAAAUAUGAUCACAAUCAGUCGCAUGAGAGGAAUGGCAGCACAGCAGAUGUAUCGUCAACGGAAUUGCACUUGCAGCUGCUAAGCUGGGAGACCAUGAUAAAGCAACCUGACAUGAACAAGUUUCAUCGCGUACUGAAGGUUUUAUACAGUCCUUGUCAAGCGAUGCCGGCGGUUCCUGGCCUCUUGCCUUCGCAUGAAGUGUCGCUGCCUCCAGCUAUGUGUCUAGCGCUUGCAAAGCGUCUUCAAGCGAGCUCAACACAGCUGCCAUCUUCACUACGCGUCUUUAACCGAAUGAAUGUCGGCUAUUUGUUUGCAUGA